AAAUAUAUCUCUGCAUACACUGCGAUCACUGUAAAAAAAAAAAAUCAGAAAGAGGAAAGCAAUUAGAAGAAACCAAAGCGAUGGUUACAGCAGCAACAACAGCACCACCAUCUUUACAUCUCCUUUUUUCAAGUCAUCGUUCAAUUUCUCGCAUCUCUCCUAACCAAUUAUGCAUCUUUGACUCAAAAGCAUACCUCUCGAGUACCACUAGCAGUUAUAAUUGUAAGAAGAGAUAUGUCAAUGGUGGAGUCCGGUGCAUGGCGGUGGGUGCGGCGGCGGAUGCAGAGACAAAGAAGAAAAGUGGGUUCGAGAUUCAAACACUUACAAAUUGGUUGUUGAAGCAGGAACAAGCUGGGGUGAUUGAUGCAGAGCUUACAAUUGUGCUUUCAAGCAUUUCAAUGGCGUGUAAGCAAAUUGCUUCUUUGGUUCAAAGAGCUAGCAUUGCCAACAUGACUGGAGUUCAAGGAGCUGUUAAUGUUCAAGGGGAGGACCAGAAGAAGCUCGAUGUCAUUUCAAAUGAGGUGUUUUCUAACUGCUUGAGAUCAAGUGGACGGACAGGAAUUAUAGCAUCAGAAGAGGAGGAUGUACCAGUUGCAGUGGAAGAGAGUUACUCUGGCAACUAUAUUGUGGUAUUUGACCCGCUUGAUGGAUCAUCAAACAUUGAUGCCGCAGUGUCGACUGGAUCAAUAUUUGGUAUCUACAGCCCCAAUGACGAGUGCCUUGCCGAUAUUAGUGACGAUGCCAGUCUUGACAAAGAAGAGCAGAGGUGUGUGGUGAGUGUGUGCCAGCCAGGAGACAACCUACUCGCUGCAGGCUACUGCAUGUAUUCAAGCUCUAUAAUAUUUGUAAUCACAAUUGGGACAGGAGUGUUUGCAUUCACCUUGGAUCCCAUGUACGGAGAAUUUGUUCUAACUCAAGAGAAGAUACAAAUACCAAAAGCCGGAAAGAUUUACUCCUUCAAUGAGGGAAACUACCAGUUGUGGGAUGACAAGUUGAAGAAGUACAUUGAUGAUCUUAAAGACCCAGGUCCAAGUGGUAAGCCCUACUCUGCUCGAUACAUCGGUAGCUUGGUUGGGGACUUUCAUCGAACACUUCUUUAUGGUGGCAUUUAUGGGUACCCAAGAGACAAAAAGAGCAAGAAUGGGAAAUUGAGGCUCUUGUAUGAGUGUGCACCAAUGAGCUUUAUAGUGGAACAAGCAGGUGGGAAAGGAUCAGAUGGCCAUAAGAGAGUACUUGACAUUACACCAACGGAGAUACAUCAGCGUGUUCCACUUUACAUUGGAAGCCUGGAAGAAGUGGAGAAACUGGAGAAGUACUUGGCAUGAUUGAAUUUGAAAAGUCGAUAUAAUUUUUGUUCAUGAACAUAUAAUGUCUCAUUGCAGUUUCUCAAGUAAUACUCUACUGUCUACUGAGAUGCGAAAGAAAAAAUUGGCUUGUUUUUUUAAAA
This is a messenger RNA of Tripterygium wilfordii, 1447 nucleotides long. Its product is annotated as fructose-1,6-bisphosphatase, chloroplastic. Gene Ontology annotation, biological process: fructose 1,6-bisphosphate metabolic process; gluconeogenesis; sucrose biosynthetic process. NCBI's taxonomy places the organism in Eukaryota, Viridiplantae, Streptophyta, Magnoliopsida, Celastrales, Celastraceae. The record is from RefSeq and is a predicted model, not a curated record. Gene Ontology annotation, molecular function: fructose 1,6-bisphosphate 1-phosphatase activity. Gene Ontology annotation, cellular component: cytoplasm; cytosol. The transcript is spliced from 4 exons. Bases 81 to 1325 code for a protein of 414 amino acids.